This is a messenger RNA of Gamsiella multidivaricata, 1053 nucleotides long. RefSeq names its product PSP1 C-terminal conserved region-domain-containing protein. The transcript has 2 exons. The record is from RefSeq and is a predicted model, not a curated record. Gene Ontology annotation, cellular component: cytoplasm. NCBI's taxonomy places the organism in Eukaryota, Fungi, Mortierellomycota, Mortierellomycetes, Mortierellales, Mortierellaceae. The annotation marks the transcript as partial.
CUUGGCAAGGGUCUCUCGCUCGGCCAACUACCCAAUUGCGGAUCACUCUAUGUGGUGGAGUUCAAGGCCGGAAGGAAUGACCUAUUCUACAUUGGAGAGAAUAGUGGAGUGUCGCUCAAAAUAGGCGAUCUUGUUAUUGUGGAAGCAGACCGAGGCAAGGACCUGGGCAAGAUCACGAAUGACUCGAUUACUCCUCAACAAAUCCAGGCGAUGCAGGCACAGCAGGCGGAAAUCGCAGCGUUGCAGGCACAUCAAGAUGGUAGUGGUGGAGGCUCAGGAAGCAGCAACAAUAAUGGAACUGGUGGACAUCGUGCGCCUAAGGAGAUUCAUCCCAAACGGAUAUUUCGGCUGGCUCAGUCGUCAGAGAUCUCUCAGCUGGUCAACAAGAAUCAGGAUGAAGUUAAGGCGAUGAUGGUGUGUCAAACCAAGGUUCGACAGAAGCGAUUGCCCAUGGAGGUCGUGGAUGCAGAGUAUCAAUGGGAUCGACGCAAGCUGACGUUCUACUUUAUUGCAGAGAGACGAAUCGACUUUCGUGAGCUGGUACGGGACCUGUUCAAAAUCUACAAGACAAGGAUCUGGAUGUUCGCUGUGAAUCCAAGCAUGGUGCAAUCCAGUACUAUGGGGCUCCCCUCGCAAACUAGCUCGCCUCCGCCCAUGUCUCCGGGACCUGUUCACCAACAACAGCACCAGCAACUUCAUCAACAUUCCCAAGGACCACCAGCUGUCAAUUCACCUACUUCGCCACGUCUUCCUCAUAUUGACCGUCAACCAUCGCCGAUGAACCCAAUGAACAGCUACCACUUUUCACAGCUCUCGCAACAAUACCAGCCGCAGCAUGCUCAGUACAGCCAAUACCCGCAGUAUCCGCAGGUGCCCCUACACUUUCAACAGCAACACCAGCAGCACCAGCAGCACCAGCAGCAGCUCGUAGCCGCACAUCAUCGGGCCCCUCAAUCGUUCUAUGGGCUGCAGUCAUCAUCACUGCCUCCACUGUCCUCUCCAUCACACCCACAUCAAUCCCAUUCCUAUCCUUACCCAUCUCUUAACCCAUGA